AUGGGCAUAGCACAAAUUGAAAAUAAUGGAGCAUUUUUCACCAAAGGAGUCAGAGGUUACAACUACGGUGGACAGGCAGGAAAAAGGCAAAGUACCGUGGUCAAGAAGGACAAAUUCACAGACAAAAUCAAAGGGAAUGGGUCCAAUGUAAACAACCUGUCAUCAUGUGACUGGCUGGUGUCUGAAGACAGUAUCCCAUCUUGGGGCUCACACUUGACUUCCGCUCAGCAGCUUGGGUACAACUCAGCACUGACUGCUGGGUUAGCCUUGGUGACAAGAAUCCAGGCAGCAGUGAACACGGGUCUGUCCCAGAAUGGUCUCAACCGUGAAUGUGCUCUUCCAUAUGCAAUUUCGUAUUUCUGCUUCAUCCUCCAUGAAAUGCAGUCUGUUACACAACUUGCAACUGUAAGUGGAGGAGUAGGGGAAGGGUUAGCAGGUGCCACAUCUGGCCACAAAAGUGGCAAGAAGCUGCUGGAACAACCCAAGAAGCACGCCAACGGGACGGAUGAUGAAGAUGAGACAUUCAAACAGAAACUGAAAGAGGAGCAAAAGAAACUUGAGAAGCUAAAAGUGAAGGCCACACAGAAGGGUCCCCUGGCCACUGGUGGAAUUAAGAAAUCUGGAAAAAGAAGUUCAGAGAAAUUCCAAGUUCUCUUUGGAAGUCCAAGUAUUUUUUAUAGACCCAGACUAGAUCUGGGCAUUAUCAGAUUGAAAGCAGUCGUCGUCAACCUUCUCAAUAACUCAGGAGCUCCUGAGACUGUUCUGUUUGCCCACUAA
Molecule: messenger RNA, 777 nt
Organism: Odobenus rosmarus divergens (Pacific walrus)
Lineage: Eukaryota; Metazoa; Chordata; Mammalia; Carnivora; Odobenidae
Exons: 5
Coding region: 1-777 (258 amino acids)
Source: RefSeq, a predicted model, not a curated record